Molecule: messenger RNA, 1584 nt
Organism: Suillus bovinus
Lineage: Eukaryota; Fungi; Basidiomycota; Agaricomycetes; Boletales; Suillaceae
Exons: 2
Coding region: 1-1584 (527 amino acids)
Source: RefSeq, a predicted model, not a curated record
AUGAUCUCAUUCAAGCACCCAAAUCCUUUCCGCCCCAACAGUCGUCCCACCUCACCAAAUUCACCCUCCCGUCUCGAACCUGCCAUGGUCCCAGAGAGGACAUCCCGACCUCUCACCAAGCUCUCUUUCAGUAGCUUCAAACGACCGUCCUCUUCGACGCCUAUCCCCUCCCCCCCUCCAACUCUACUUGUGCAAGACGGGUCUUACCUACAGGCCCUCAGUCUUAAGCUUAGUGAGGCGGUCUCAAAGGCAAUGAUGCAGCCCACCGGUCCAGCGCUUGUUGGCGAGUUGCUUGGAGGUAGACGUCCAAUUCCUGCUGGUCGUGGGCGAGCUCUUGGGCUCCUAAUUGCCUCUGAGCUCAAGGCAUGUCAAAAUAAUUCCCACUUGCACAAGGCUAUCCUUCGUUCACUUCACAGGCCAUUGUCUGUUCUACUCAGCAACCUCUCGGCACUGCUUCUUCCCCUCCUUUCCUCGCCAGCAUUCCUUUCCUUGCCUGCUCCUACUGUGCAGGCCCCCAAUCCCAAUACAACUCAGCUCCAUGCACUUGCAGCAGCUGGCUUUGCAGGAGAGCUUCUCGAAAGCUUCGAUGAAAUGAGUUUGGGCUUAGACAAUGAUGCGAGAGGAGACAAAUUGAAGGCGAUUCGUGAGGGCCUCGUCUCCCUCAUAGGACGUGUUGUGAACCCGCUCAUUGCGGGCAUCCAGUCUGAAUUGGUGCCUCUCCUGGAGUCUCUGGAGAAUCCUGUCGCUGUCGCUGUGCCUAAGACAGGUACCAAAGCUCCUGUUCACCCAUCAAUCAUAUCGCUACAGGCACUCAUGCCUGUGUACGCACGUGCAUUGGCGCGGUACACGACAACCCUUCCUUCCCAAACGACCUUGGCGACUUUCUUGAUCUCGAUCAUUUGGAGAACGCUCGUGGCUUUCGCUAAUCGACCUCGAGUGAAGCCUUCGCCGCCGACGUCACCGCUUGGUUCGCCACAGCUCAUCCCUUUAACCAAGAGGCAGCGUGCCAUUUCUGGUAAUACUCCUCCCCCUACACGGUUUACUCUUAAACUGCCUCCUUCACGACCAUCGUCUCCUCCCAACAUCUCGGUCACUCCGUCAGCGGCUGCUGAUGCACGUGCGCUCCUUGAGCUCAUGAUUCUCCUUCCACGUCCAUCUGCAGGGUGUGAUGCGACACGCGUGGCCCGUGAGGCUGUCGAUGAAGCGCUUUCUGAUUUAACAGCUCUGGUCACGUUGCUUGAAAACAUAGACAAUCCUCUAUUUAAUAUUGGCGAGUCAAGCGAGGCAAUUCUAGAGGGGCUUGAGAGGAUCACUGCCGAUCUACCAACUCUCAUCGCAUUGCCUGUGCUCCUGCGGGGUCACUCCAGAGUCACAACUGAGUCACCAUUCAUUCCAUCAAUCCCGUCUAUCAUCAAUGUCUCCGAAGGUGAAUAUAGAAAGAGCUGCCUAUCAGGUUUUGGACGAGCAGAACAAUGUGGCAACAUCAUCGGUCAUAAUGUGCUUGACUUCCUACACGUCCAAGGUGACUCACAGAGCCUUGUUGCGCAGUGGCUGGCAAACCGACUAGAUGUCGUUGACCAUUGA